GCCGCGCCUCGGGGGGAGCCGGCCGAGGUCGCCCCCGCGUCGGCCUCGGGCUGCCGCCGCACCUCGGCCCCGGAGCGCAGGCGUCGGCGGAUAAUCCGGGAGCGGCGUGCGUGCGUACGAGGUAGGAGCCGAGCGCUCUGCACCUUUGCCUGCUGCGGGCUCCUCGCACCUCGAGGCGGCAGGUGGGGAUCAUGACUCAGAAGGGCGGUGUGAAGCCGGGGAAGAAAAACAAAGCCGAAGAGCCCGAAUUGGAGCCCCUGUGCUGCUGCGAGUACAUAGAUCGAAACGGGGAAAAGAACCACGUGGCUGCUUGUUUGUGUGACUGCCAAGAUCUCGAUGACGGAUGCGACAGAUGGAUCACGUGUAAGUCGGUGCAGCCAGAGACCUGCGAGAGAAUCAUGGACACGGUUUCUGAUCGCCUCCGAAUUCCUUGGCUGAGGGGGGCCAAGAAGGUUAACAUUAGCAUCCUUCCCCCGCUCAUCCUGCUGCCCGUCUUCCUCCGCGUGGCCUCCUGGCAUUUCCUCCUGGGGGUGGUGGUUUUGACCUCCCUCCCCGUGCUGGCCCUGUGGUACUACUACCUCACUCACCGAAGGAAAGAACAGACUCUGUUUUUCCUGAGCCUCGGACUGUUUUCUCUGGGCUACAUGUACUAUGUGUUCCUGCAGGAGGUGGUCCCCAGAGGGCGCGUGGGGCCCACUCGGCUGGCUCUGCUUACCUGCGGGUUAUUUCUGAUACUCUUAGCCUUGUGCAGAGCCAAGAAGAAUCCAGGCUACCUCAGGAGCCCGGCGGGCAGCGAGCGGCCCGGGAGCGGCGGCCCCGCCGAGCGCCCGGGCCCCGGCGGCCAGGACAAGGCCCGGGGGCCUCUCAGCAGCCGCGCGCCGAGGGAGGAGCUUCGGGGCCCCCCCGGGGUGCCGGCCGGGAGCCCCGCCAAGGUGAAGGAGGACUGGUGCGCCAAGUGCCAGCUGGUGCGACCGGCCCGCGCGUGGCACUGCCGGAUCUGCGGCAUCUGCGUGAGGAGAAUGGAUCACCACUGUGUCUGGAUAAAUAGCUGUGUUGGAGAAUCAAAUCACCAAGCAUUUAUACUUGCCCUUUCGGUCUUCUUGCUCACUUCGGUGUAUGGGAUCACACUGACCUUGGACACCAUCUGUAGAGACCGAAGUGUCUUCACAGCUCUCUUCUAUUGUCCUGGAGUUUAUGCAGAUUACAGCUCGGCUCUGGCCUUCACCUGCGUGUGGUACUCCGUGAUCGUCACGGCGGGCAUGGCCUACAUCUUCCUCAUUCAGCUGAUUAACAUCAGUUACAACGUCACCGAGAGGGAAGUCCAGCAGGCCCUGCGUCAGAAGACGGGGCGCCGGCUCCUCUGCGGGCUCAUCGUGGACACAGGCCAGUACAAUCGGGGCUUCCUGCGGAACUGGCACCAGUUCUCCACGCUGGGCGCCCCCCCCUUCCACCACCCCGCCGAGGACAUUGUCUGAAGUGCCUUCUGUGUGGCUCUGUGAGGGGUGGCCCGCCCUCUGCUCCCAUCCAUCGAACACUUCAGUGUCCGCGCAGGAUGUUCAUUUUUAUCCCCAGUUUCUUAAAAGGCUAUAUAGGGCCACGCUCAGGUUUAGACACUGGACUGGGAAGAAAUGAAUUUUUCUGACUUCAACUUAAGAGAUUUUUAUAUCAAAGCAGUGAAAGUAGAGCCAUUCUUUUCCAGUCACCUUGUUAACUCAGUCACCAGGAGUAGGAAAAGGAUGUGGAUUGCUAGUGCACAGAUUGGUAGAAGCAAUGCCCAUCCGUUAGUUAGGGGAGAAAGAGUUUGCAUCAGGAGGGUUUCCAGUCCCUCUUUCAGUUCCUGAUAGCCAUGUGACCCUCAGUUGAGUCGCUUCCCCAAGUCUCAGGUUCAUCCAUAAGCGGGGUGCUGAUGCUGGCCCCGGCCACCUCACCGGCAUGAGGGUCAUGCGAGGGAUGCGGUAUGUGGGAAGCACUGGGAAGUGACUGCAGCACCCAAGAGGGAUGAAGUAUUAUUAGGAAAACUCAAAGACCAAGAGAAAUGUUUGUAGGUCAGAGUACUGAAGCCAAAACUACCAGAGUAAUCCAUUUUCAGCAUUUCAGAAUGAAAGAUCCUGCGAUACCACAUUGUACAGUUGCGGGAAUCUCUCUUUCUGAAGUAUGAGACGUUAACUACUCAGACAGGAUGGUCGGAUGGAUGCACAUCGUCCCCUGAUCCUGAAGGCGCAGUCGAUAAGCUACGAUUAUCGGUAGGAUAAUACAGUGGUUGUGAGUUUAGGUGAUGAGUCCUUAUGUUUAUCUCUUUGUUUCUAUAUUUAUUGUUUGGAUUUACACUAAAUAGCUCCAAACUCCAAUAGGCAUUACUGUUUAUUUCCUCUUUCCGUGUUUCACCUGGGAAGGUGCUAGCACACUUAGGAUGAGGCUGGAAGAGGAGAACAGACACCCCUGUGGGGAGCACUUCACUCUCGCUCCUGGGUAAUGUGGCUGAUUAAUAAUCAAGGGCUUGAUUAACCCCCCGCACCCCCAGGAAGUAAUGCAAACGCCGUCAGUUACAGCACUCGGUUGCAAAAACCAGUUUUCUGGCACAAACUCUCUGAGAAGUUGAUUGACCAAGAGGUCAAUCCUUGCACAUGACUUCUCAUUGACCUUUCCCUAGAAAUCUCGCUUGGAGAGAAAAAACAGGGUAUAUGUGCUUUCCGCUAAUUCAUGGCUUAUGGUUCUUCCCUGGCUCUUUCUAAGAUCAUGUUAUUUUAAUCAUAUCUUAAAACUGAAAACAUAUGAAAGAUUAAAUAUUUGUAGAGAACGGGUCUGUUCUGCCAUAGAGGUAAGAUGAGGCACUUUUGGAUGGGGAAAAUACCCUCUUGAAAUAUUUGGUUUUAUACACGUACUAAUUUUGCAAUCCCAAAGAAAAUUCAUGAGUCCCUAAAUUUUCUUUGGUUUAUAGCUUAAUGUAGGGGAAAUACUGCCAGCUGUUUCAGUCUGUGCGUGCAUGCUGCUGUCGUAAGAAGUUCAUACGUGUUGCGAGGAAGUACUGCUACUUCCUGCAACUCUACCCUCGGUGGCUGGCACCAUCCCUAGUCCUGCUGCGAAACAAAGCUGUCCUCCAGACACUCACCACAUUUUUAUACAGGCUUGUCGCUGCUCUCCCCAGAGAUGGAUUGUUUAACCAGUGAGAGGCUCCGUAUUCCACUGGGAUGAGCCAAAGAGCAAGUCUGGGGAUGUUAGCAGUCUGCGGUUUCUCCAGUGAUGCCCUUGCUCUGGCCCAGAGUCAAGCAUUCAUUUGGAAUUAACGUUGGAUCCCACAGAACGAGUUCCUUGCUGCUAGGUUUGUGAUAAGAGAGGAAUAAGGUCAGGGCCAGCACAUGCGGCCAGGAAUCCCUAGUUGCGGUCUCUUGGAUGCCAGAUGUACCGCCAACUCUGAUCUCCUAACAUUAGAUGAUAAAAAUUCCUAGGAACAAUAAGACAGUGAUUUUAGCCUCUUGCCGAAUCUUUAACAGCCAUCAAAACAGAACACGAUAAAGAUGAGUGGUACCCAGAAGACCACGAUCAGGUGGGAGAGCUAGGAACGACUGCCGGUUUUAUCACGCCCCCCUCCUCCCAUGGCUUACCUGCGGGGGCCCCACUCAGAUUCCCUCCCCUGUGGGAGGACUCCUUCUAUAGGAUUCUGGCUGGUUGGAAUCAUGGUGCUUGUUUUCAGUUCCUUGAGGUCUUCGCGAUUGGCAUAUGCAGGAGCAAGCCCAAGGGUUUGAAAAGUGCAGUAGCUGUGUGGGGGUAGAAGCCUACUGAAGUAUUUGCAACCAACAAGGGGCCGUCUGGGAGCAGGGUUUCUCUAGGCCCUGGGACACCCUCCUAAGUCUGCACUUCUAGAUUCUUAUAUCUGUUUAUGACCCGGAACGAUUUGAGGGAUUUUGUCCUUUUAAAGGACAAGGCUUGUGAACGACUGAGUCCCAGAGAAACCAGUGGUGGUGGUGGUGGUGGUGGUGGUGACGGUGACGACGAUGAUGAUAGCCGUGGGGACAGUGCUCUGCAAACCUAUGAGCCGGCAGUUUGUUGGCCAUGAGGGCAGGUCCCUCCGCCACCCCCAGCAUAGUUCCCUUUCCUCCCCCACCCUCCCCUCCACUUCCUCAGCCUGUUAGUAAACAUAGGGAUACGGAGCUCGGCAAAUGAUCUACGUUCUGACCUCCUCCAUUUCGGCCACGCCAUUGUGUACAAUUUCUGGGAAGGAGAAGUGGGUCCUUUUGGAAGAUUUAAGGGAAAAAUAGUUGACGAUCAGGAUCAAAUGAAAGGAGAAGGUCCUUCAGUAUCUAAAAUGUUGGGGUUUUUUUUUGUUGUUUUUUUGUUUGUUUGUUUUUAAUGAUACCCAAAAAGUACUUUGGUCAUAGCUGGGCCCACCUGAAAUGAAAUGACCAUUAAGAAGCCUUAAGUGAGUUUUAGGGACCCUGCCGCUCAUGUCACCUCAGCCUCUGCUGUGUUUGCUUAGGAUACUGGGAACCUUGGCCAUUCAAGUAGUGUUGUCCUUUGGUGAAUAAAGUAAUUGCUGUCUUCCACUGUGCCACCUGCCUAGCAGAGACUGCUGCAGGCCUCCUCUAAUGCAAUAGCCCUUGGUACUCCUAAUAUUUUUAGUAAGAGAAAGUUUUCUAUACUAGAAUCUUCCACUGCCAGAAAACACAAUGCCAGGACGGUUUCUCUGUAAUACCGACCAUCUGCUUCAGAGACUCUCUUUCCUUUGGGUAGGACGUUAGCUUUUUAUUACAAAACUCAACUAACAUAAGCAAAAAUACGAAAUCUAGAAGCACAGUUUUAACCAGGAUGUUUAACAAUGCUUUGUGACGUUUAGGGGUCUCUUUAAACGAGGUAAGUAGGUUUAUAGGACUUCAUUUUAGCCAUAUUUAGGUACCCUGCCUUUGCAAAAAAGAGAAUUUCCUCAAACAAGCGAGGGAUGAUAGAGACUUUUGGUCGCAGCACCUGUUUGGAAUCUGGUCUUCUCGUCAGCCUGGCAAGUAUGCCAUUUUAUAUUAAACACUGCCAAGGUGAUGCAGGGAAGAAAGGAGAGCUCUGCUCACCUUAGCGCGGAAUAAAAUCUCCUGCGUUCUCGUGGGUGUUUGCUGUGAUUAAUAGAAACGUUUUGCAAAACCAGCUAAAUGUGAUCCUGUUGCUAAUGGACUGUUACCCCAGUUCAGUUGGCACCAAGUGCUCUCCUGUAGCAGCAGCAGCAGCCAAAGACGGAAUGGUUAACGGAGACCAAUUUCUUAGAGGUUGUGGCUAUUUCCAGCUAUUUCUGAGUUGGGCUUUUGACUUACUGCCACUCUAGCCUUCCUGGUGGCACCUUCACGUCUAGAAAAUCCAUACUUUAAAGGCAAAGCUUUAAAACCAGAGCUUAGUCUAUUCUAGUGACCGAUGCACCAGACAUCCCUCCCGUCUUUCUUCUUGGGGCACCGCUGACACGAUGCCAUGUUCUAGACCUUGCAAGCUCAGUCCUGCUCUGAUCCCGUGGCCUGGGGGAUUCGAUGGCUUACGUUGUUAGGGCUUUUGAACCUUUUUAUUUGAUUACAUUUCUGGGUCUGAUGUUAGGCUAAAGGAAGCCCGGGAAUAUUUAAUAUUCGAUACUUAAUGUCACUGGCCCAGCAACACUAAAGGGGAUUCCCGACGCCGGCGCUGGAGGCUGCAGGCUAAACGUUUUGCACUGUUUUUAUACUUGUAUUCAUAUCCUCUUAUCACCUCAGACUCAGACACAAGGCCUUUUAAAUGGAGAUUUAAAAAAUUACUGCCAUUUAUGUAAAAUAACGUACUGUGACCAAGUUGCUUAAAUGGAAAAUAAAGUGCUUUCUUUAAGGGAA
Canis lupus familiaris (dog) is the source of this 5831-nucleotide messenger RNA. RefSeq names its product zinc finger DHHC-type palmitoyltransferase 23 (gene ZDHHC23). Gene Ontology annotation, molecular function: protein-cysteine S-palmitoyltransferase activity. Bases 192 to 1475 code for a protein of 427 amino acids. The record is from RefSeq and is a predicted model, not a curated record. Gene Ontology annotation, cellular component: endoplasmic reticulum; Golgi apparatus. NCBI's taxonomy places the organism in Eukaryota, Metazoa, Chordata, Mammalia, Carnivora, Canidae. The transcript has 5 exons. Gene Ontology annotation, biological process: protein targeting to membrane; peptidyl-L-cysteine S-palmitoylation.